This is a messenger RNA of Amborella trichopoda, 568 nucleotides long. NCBI's taxonomy places the organism in Eukaryota, Viridiplantae, Streptophyta, Magnoliopsida, Amborellales, Amborellaceae. The record is from RefSeq and is a predicted model, not a curated record.
AUGCAGUUAUUAAAGAAAGAGCUAAAGCUAAAGCAACUCUUACUGUUACUAAAACUGAUACUGCUAAAGCGAGUACAGAUACAGGAAUUACGGAUACUUAGAUUACAGUCUACUACUGCUAAUGCUAGUGAAGCUACUACUGCUAUUACUCCUAUGGAAGGACCUACUCCUAGUACUGAGCAACAGAAGAGGAAAGGAAUAACUGCUGUUACUUCAACCACUAUUACUGAAACAGCAGAAAGAGCUAUUACUGCUAAAACUAAAACAGCUACAGCUAUUACCGUUACUGCUAGUACUAUUACUGAUACUACUACUGCGGUUACUCCUACGGAGAUUACAGAUACUGGAAUUAACGCUACUCCUAUUACUGCUAAAACUACUAUUAAAGCUACUAAAGACAUUGCUACUACUGCCAUUACGGCAACUUCAACUGCAUUAACCUCUGUUGCUACUUAUGCCUUGUGCCUGCUUGCUGAUGCAAUAGCUACAGUUUCUGGAGCUAGUAAAAGUAAGAAAGCUAAAGCAGGAACUGCGAUUACAGGAACAAGAAUUGCUAUAACCGCAACAG